AUAUUUUAUAACUCAUAAACCAAAUGUCCAAAAUACUAUACUUGAUGACUUCCUGAAAGACUGGCCCCUGGGGGAUGACCCAAGGCCGUCACUUGUUGCGACAGAGGAAGGCUGGUGCUUUUCUUUUGACUUUUUGGUUUGUUGAGUUAUACGUCAAGCAGUCAUGUCAAUAAAACACACCUUACACGCAUGAAUCACUUAUGAUUGCGUCGAUUACUUAGCACAUACAGAGAACAACACCAACACAGAGAGCAACACCUUCAGAAGCUCUGGCAACAGAUAGCAAGGAAUUUGGAUGCUGCUACUGAUACUACCACGCCAUGGAAAAUAACUUUCGAUCAACAGGAGUGCCCCCUGGCCUGGAGUACCUGACACAGAUCGAUCAAAUCUUGAUCCAUCAGAAAAUGGAACUGCUGGAGGCCAUCACUUCCUUUGAGACUAAAAACCGGUACGUAAUCAAGAACAGUUUGGGACAGGAAAUCUACACGGCCAAGGAGGAUAGUGACUGCUGCACCCGGAACUGCUGCGGUCCCAACCGCAUGUUUGAGAUGAAGAUCAAAGACCACAGUGGCCAGGAGGUCAUGCACCUGGUCAAGCCCUUCCGCUGCACUUCCUGCUUCUGGCCCUGCUGCCUGCAAGAGAUGGAGGUCCAAUCCCCUCCUAGCACCACCAUAGGUUAUGUGGUUCAGAACUGGCAUCCCUUCAAGCCAAAACUGUCCAUCCUAGGAGCUGCCAAAGAGACUCUCCUGACGAUUGAAGGUCCUUUCUGUGCCUGUAGCUGCUGUGGAGAUGUUGAUUUUGAGGUGAUGGGUAAGGACAGCGACCAGCCCAUUGGGAGAAUAAGUAAGCAGUGGAGUGGGCUGAUAAAGGAGGCCUUCACUGACUCAGACAACUUUGGGAUCCAGUUCCCCGUGGACCUGGAUGUCAAGAUGAAGGCUGUGCUGAUGGGGGCCUGCAUCCUUAUUGAUUUCAUGUUCUUUGAAAGCAGUGGUGACGGUGAUCAACGGUGUUCUGUAUUUGGAUAAGAGAGAGAGUUUUUGAUCAUGUACAAAUUACAUGAUACUAUAGUUGAUAAUGACAUGGCUAUUGGAUGCAUAUGAAUCACAUAACAUGACAUUUAAGACAAAACAAACAUGUGUUCUUUAUUAAUUCAAUAUAUUAAUCUGUAUUUUGGUUGUCUGAAUACAAUAUUCAAACAUUUGUAA
Oncorhynchus gorbuscha (pink salmon) is the source of this 1205-nucleotide messenger RNA. It is a transcript of the gene plscr3a, whose product is annotated as phospholipid scramblase 3a. Gene Ontology annotation, biological process: plasma membrane phospholipid scrambling. Gene Ontology annotation, cellular component: plasma membrane. Bases 321 to 1025 code for a protein of 234 amino acids. The transcript has 8 exons. NCBI's taxonomy places the organism in Eukaryota, Metazoa, Chordata, Actinopteri, Salmoniformes, Salmonidae. The record is from RefSeq and is a predicted model, not a curated record. Gene Ontology annotation, molecular function: phospholipid scramblase activity.